Alternaria rosae is the source of this 2483-nucleotide messenger RNA. Its product is annotated as SGNH hydrolase-type esterase domain-containing protein. Lineage: Eukaryota; Fungi; Ascomycota; Dothideomycetes; Pleosporales; Pleosporaceae. Bases 199 to 2340 code for a protein of 713 amino acids. Gene Ontology annotation, biological process: triglyceride catabolic process. The record is from RefSeq and is a predicted model, not a curated record. The transcript is spliced from 2 exons. Gene Ontology annotation, molecular function: triacylglycerol lipase activity.
CAAAGGGCCAUCUUGACAUCUGGACGCCUGAUCAUUAUCUUUCUUCGGCAAUUUCUUCCUCCGUCUGUUCCGACGCUUCGAUUUCUUGUUCAUAGUCUAUGAACCUAGCUCACUCGCUCGCAAACUAGGCAAUCCGCACUCUGCCUCACACUCAUUAUCCAUUCAUGUCUCUCAUUUAGCCCGGCUAUACCAAUCAUCAUGAUCACCCAGUUGAUCUUGGGCCUCUCGGUUCUGAGUGGCGUGACGAACGGCUACGUUCCACACCACGCGCAUCAUGGAAGACAUGGCAUGGGUGCCAGACUUCAGCAACAUGCAGAAGCUGCUUCGUCUGUCAACUCGUCCUCUUCGUCGACACCGCCUACCCUCUUGAAGCGAGACAAUGAUCCAAGCAACAUGGAGUGGAUCAAACGCUGGGCAGCCAUUGGCGAUAGCUACACAGCCGGCAUCGGUGCUGGAAGACCUCUCGGCCACAGGAUUACCGAGGACGAGGUAGCUAUCAGAGUGCCUAGUGGGCUUGAUGAGGUUCGAGACAACUGGAAGUGUGCCAGAUAUGACAUGGCGUACCCUAAGGUCAUAGAGGCACAGUUUGGUGCCCACGUCGAAAAGGACGGCGGCUUCCAGUACCUCGCCUGCAGCGGCGAUCGUUCUGAACAGAUCUACCAGCAGGCACAAGCCUUGAAGGGCGACCUCGAUUUCGUCACUUUUACAUCUGGUGGAAACGACCUCUGCUUGGCCAAAAUGAUCGCGGACUGCAUCAUGCUGCCCUAUGGCAAGACAUCAGCCUGUGAAACGGUCAUCAAAAAGGCCCAGGAUAAUGCCAAGAACAUUAUCAUGGACAACAUCUUUCAGAUUCUGGAAGCGCUCAACGAGAAAAUGAACGAGGACGGUAUCGUCGUCGUUAACAGCUACGCUCAAUUCUUCGACACACAGAAGGACAAUUGCGAUCGCCAGUCGUGGGAUGUCUUGUGGUUCCUCCCAUUAGGUUCCUCGUACCGGGCUCUUACUAUUGAACGUCGCCACACCUUCAAUCAGCUGGUGUUAGACAUCAAUCAAGCGAUCCGCGACGCCGUCGACAAAGCUGCCAAGAGCGAUAAGAUCAAGUACAAGGUUGGCUACGCGGAUUGGGACUACUGGGUUUCGAACGAGGUGGACGCCCGAAUGUGCUCGCCGACUAGCAAUGGCGACUAUCCGGACCCCAAACAACCAGAUAUGCACUUCAUCAAGCCCGACACACACCCCUGGUUUGAAUGGCAAAGUGAUUUCGAACGGACGGAGCUACGCAAGCGCGAUAUGGACUUUGAGGAGAUACUGAACUCGACCAGGCUCUCGAACUCGGAAAAACGCCAGGUUAACCGCGUCAGGGCUAUGAUGGAGGCUCGCGACAGAAACCUGGAACGCUCACUUUACGACUCCAUUCUUUACAAGUCACCUGACCCUCGUGCUGCCGUCAAGCACAAGCUCGACGCGCGGGCUCCCUCACCCCCAGGCUGCCCUGGGGAUGGCGGCGCAGACAUGACCUUUGGCAUGGGCAUGCCCGACACCGUUGGCCGUAACUUCCAUCCCAAUGAAGCCGGUCACCUAACCAUAGCUUCCUUCGCCCUUUCAGAACUCAUGGAUCUGCGCUCGAUCGCUCUGGGUGUAGACUCUCCCGCCUGUACCGUCAAAGACGAAUUUACCUGUUUCUCCAAGACCGGCAGCAAGUUCUAUGUCAGCGGCAACCGCACUAAUGAGAACUACGAGGGCUUUUGCAAAGAGGUCGAGGACAAGCACGACAAGAACAAGAUCAAUUGGAGCUACUCCAAGACCUAUGACGAAGGAACACCAGAGCAGCACGACUACGUCGUCACUCUCGGCAAUGGUGUCUCAGCAUUCGACAAAGACGAGUGCGUCGAGUCCAUGAAGAAGAUUAUCAAUUCGUGCGAUACAUCCGAUAACCCAAUGAACUGGAAGGGCGGCGGCCGCUACAUCCGCGGUGGCGGAGACUAUAAGUAUGAGCUCAACCCCCGGCGUAACAAUCGACCUUGGCCACCGCCAAAAGCGCCUUACGGCCGCUGUGAGGGCUGGUAUAAGGUGUUCAACGGACGAUACAAGGUCGAGGGUGCUGGCUUCUCGACCUGGGAUCAUGGACAAAAGACUCUUCGGCCGAACAUGGAUAGCUGUUAUGGUCUUGGUACAACCUAUUGGAAGUUUGAGUACUUUGACAACCCCGCCGAUCAUGAUGGACAUGAAUGGUAUGCGACUUUUAGUACGCCAAUUUGGGUUCGUGCAAGGUGUUGGGCGAAUAAUAAGAUUGUUAAGGCGGCGGGUGGGUGGACGAACGGCUGUAAGGGUAAUGAUUGAGUAGUUACUCUGGCUUGUUUAGGGUCUUGUCGGAUAGACUCAGUGCCUGCCUCACAAUUGCAGCUAUGCCUUGUUUCAUACACAUGUGCCCCCAGUCUCACUGUCAAGCAAUUUUUCUCCGCGUAUACCUUCCGAUGCGAAAA